Molecule: messenger RNA, 576 nt
Organism: Effrenium voratum
Lineage: Eukaryota; Dinophyceae; Suessiales; Symbiodiniaceae
Source: the annotation of a GenBank genome assembly
AUGUCCUGGAUCUCUUUUUUGGCGGGUUGGCUGCGGCACACCUUGGACCUAGCUCCAGUGCUCCCAGGUCUCUCGGAAAAGAGCAUCAUCAUGCAGUUCACAGUGGUCGCGACGCUUGCCCCGGACGAACGCCUUGAGAAGCAGAGGCAGAAUGAGUGGAACAGCCAGUUCCGCGACACCUUAAGCCGCGCUGCCAGCUCCGUUCAGCGCUUCGCUGAGCAGGAUCCGACCGAUGCGGAGCUACAGCACCUGGGGGAGCAGUUCCUGGCUUCAGCACAGACCUUGGCGGAGCAGAGUGAGGCAGCAUUGAGCAAUGUGGCGGACAAGGUCACCGGCGGCGUUUCCUCUUUGGGCCUGACAUCGGAGGAUUCGCCGAAGAGAUCUGGAGACCUGGACGCCCAGCGCUUCGUCCGGGAAGCGAAGCAGCUGGAGUCUGCAGGAGGCACUCGCCUCAUGGUGGCAGAGGUGGCGGAGGUGCUGCACACUUGGCAGGAGCGGUUGAGCGCACCAGGCAAGGGCUCCACUUCGGCUUUGAAGGCUUUGCUUCAGAGAGCCAAGCUUUGCACAUUGCCUUGA